CUGCGAGACUAUCGAGAAGCAGAAAUUCGGCACGGACGGCUCGCCAUGCUGGCCUCCACGUUUUGGCCCUUGCAAGAGAUGCUUGACCGACUCCUUUUAGAUGAUGAUCAAUACGGGUCUCUUAUUUACGGAUCGGUUACGCUACCGUAUUUUCCCCUUGUUAUGACAGCCAUUAUGCUGCUACUUGGUUACCUGGAUGUUUACUCACAAGCAGUUAAAGACAUGGACGAGAUCGGUGAAGCCUUCUUACCAGGAGACUGUUUUUGGGACCCACUUAAGGUGCUUGAGGGAGCGCCUGAUUCGAUGAAACGCAACAUGCAGGAACGAGAACUAUUUAACGGCCGAGUAGCGAUGCUGGCAUUUGCAGCGUUUGUUUGGGAAGAAGGAAUCACACAUCUACCACUAAUUGAG
Molecule: messenger RNA, 411 nt
Organism: Phaeodactylum tricornutum CCAP 1055/1
Lineage: Eukaryota; Bacillariophyta; Bacillariophyceae; Surirellales; Neidiaceae
Exons: 1
Biological process (GO): response to light stimulus; photosynthesis, light harvesting in photosystem I
Cellular component (GO): membrane
Source: RefSeq, a predicted model, not a curated record